Homarus americanus (American lobster) is the source of this 1085-nucleotide messenger RNA. RefSeq lists its product as uncharacterized. NCBI's taxonomy places the organism in Eukaryota, Metazoa, Arthropoda, Malacostraca, Decapoda, Nephropidae. The record is from RefSeq and is a predicted model, not a curated record. The coding region runs from base 77 to 634 and encodes 185 amino acids. The transcript has 7 exons.
AUAUAAACAGUGUGAGGACUUUCUUCCGCCACACUCCCUCCUCUUUUCUUGACCAGCCCACAACAACGCCCUCAAGAUGAACCCUGGCCUACUCCUCUUCGUUUUGGCUGUGGGGACGGCGUCUGCCCAGCAGCUGACCAGUCCUCCCUCACGUGAAUGCCGGGAGCUGGGAGCCAUGUCUGGUGGAGCCAAGGAAGGAAACUCUGUCCCCACGUACAGCGCUGGAGAGACAAUAACGGUGAAGGCUGAGGUGCCGAACAUGAAAAGUGGAGCUUUUGAGUUCAACCUGUGUCCCAGUGCCGACGCCCAGGACGAGGACUGUCUUUUCAAGUAUCCACUGGAGAUGGCUGACGGUAGUGGUCGUCAGUUUGAGAUAAAUUCUGAGAUUCCCGGCGGCCAGUACGACGUAUCAUUGAUACUGCCCAAGGGACUCACUUGUGAUAUCUGCACCAUUAUGUGGACGCUGAUCACCAAGGACUGUGUCGAAGGUUCCUCGUGCUCCAACCAACUCGCCAAACUCUGUGCUGACAUCUCCAUCACUGAGGAGAAAACACGAAAGACAAGAUUUUGGGGCAAGGCCUUUCGCAUUGCAGACAAGGCCUUGGACGUUGCGCACGCUUUUUCACGCGGAUAAGAUUGAGAAGAAGAAUGGAAUAAUAAGUCUUUAUCAAUGAUGAUGUCUUUGGAACGGUCUGAUGAUACUCUUAGGUUAUUCAUGAUUAUUGGAGUUAAUAAAAGACAUAAUGACAACCUCUAACAAUGUCAUACACAUUUUAGCUUUCACAGUUACUGUAAUAAUUUAUAUUAGACGUAUUAUGGGUUAUUAUUAUGAGUAGUAGCAGUAGUAGUAUUAUGGUAGAAACGCUGUUGUAAGAAAAGCUAAUGCGUAUUAUAUUGACACUACAGUAUUAUAAAAUAGCACUAUGAUUGCCAUUUCCUACUAAAUAUUGAAUUUCUUAAUAUUACAUAUGACAAUAUGACAUUAUUACAAUAUUUUCUAGUCAAUGUUAUUAUCAUUAUAUAAUUAUCAUUGUUGUAUGUCGUCAUUUAGUUUGUGACAUAAUAAAGGUUUUAGCAGAGAAAAA